Molecule: messenger RNA, 282 nt
Organism: Ascochyta rabiei
Lineage: Eukaryota; Fungi; Ascomycota; Dothideomycetes; Pleosporales; Didymellaceae
Exons: 1
Coding region: 1-282 (93 amino acids)
Source: RefSeq, a predicted model, not a curated record
AUGCCAGGCACUCAGCAACAGCACUUCUUUGGCUCCCUGAACCAGCCGCGACAGCAACAACCACAUCAGCAGCAACAACAGCAGCAGCAGCAGCAGCAGCAACACCACCCAAUGCAGCUUCAAAGACAUCCCAGUUACGAGUAUCAGCCCAACAGGCAGGGGGCUGGUCAGACACAAAACGAGACCACAGCAUACCUGAACUCAGCAGCGUUGCUGGCCGAGGCGGCAAAGCGUGCAUCAAUACAAGUCGUCAUGCGGGACAUUGAGGAGAUGGAACUAUGA